AUGAAGAUGAGUGAUUAUUGGACGACAAUGGCUUCACUUGUCGGCAUGUUAGCCUUCUGUCAAACAAUCCUCCAACUCGUUUUCCCACCUGAGCUCCGCCUCGCCUUCAUCCACCUCCUGACACGUAUGCGCCACGUGUUCUCCUCCCACACUUACUUCGACAUAACGGAGAUAGACGGCGUCAACACCAACGAGCUCUACAACGCCGUCAGCCUCUACCUAAGCUCCUCCGUCACCGUCCCCAACGCCGUUUCCACCACCAGCAACACGCGUCUCAGCCUCACGCGCGUCCCUAACUCAACCUCCGUCACCUUCGGCCUCUCCAACAACGACAGGAUCACCGACGUCUUCAACGGCGUCACUGUCCUCUGGGAACACGUCGUCGUCCAGCGUCAGGUCCAGAGCUUCUCGUGGAGACCAAUGCCUGAGGAGAAACGAGGCUUCACGCUACAGAUCAACAAGAGAGACAAAAGCCUCGUACUAGACUCUUACCUCGACUACAUAGUCUCAAAAGCAGAGGAGAUUCGCCGGAGGAACGAGGAGAGGCUUCUCUACACUAACUCAAGAGGCGUCUCGUUGGACUCGAGGUCACAUCCGUGGGACUCGGUGAGGUUCAAGCAUCCUAGCACGUUCGAGACGCUUGCGAUGGAACCAGAGAAGAAGGAGAGGAUCAUGGAGGAUCUGAGAGAGUUCGCGAACGGACAAGGAUUUUACCAGAAGACAGGGAGAGCUUGGAAGAGAGGUUAUUUGUUGUACGGACCGCCAGGGACAGGAAAGUCUAGCUUGAUUGCUGCAAUGGCGAAUUAUCUCGGGUAUGAUAUUUAUGAUCUUGAGCUCACUGAGGUUCAGAAUAACUCGGAGUUGAGGAAGUUGUUGAUGAAGACUAAUUCUAAGUCGAUAAUUGUUAUAGAAGACAUCGACUGUUCGGUUAGUUUGACGAAAAGAGAGAAGGUUGUUAAGAAGAAGAGUAAUAAUAACGGGUGUUAUGACCCGGAUUUGACUAACGGGUCGGGUUUGAUGGAUGAACCGGGGAGUUCGGUGACGCUCUCGGGGCUUUUGAAUUUUACUGAUGGGCUUUGGUCUUGUUGUGGGAGUGAGAGGUUAUUUGUGUUCACGACUAAUCAUAUUGAGAAGUUGGAUUCUGCUUUGUUGAGGAGUGGGAGGAUGGAUAUGCAUAUUCACAUGGGGUUUUGUAGGUUUCAAGCGUUGAAGAUUUUGUUGAAGAAUUAUUUGAGGAUGGAGGAGGAGGAUGUUGACGGUGUUGUUUUGAAGGAGAUGGAGGAGUGUGUUGAGGAGGCGGAGAUUACUCCGGCUGAUGUUAGUGAGGUGUUGAUUAGGAAUAGGAGUGAUGCGGAGAAGGCGGUGAGGGAGCUUUUGUGUGUGUUGAAGGAGAGAGUUGUGAGGAGGAGGAAGAGUGGUGGAGUGAAGAGGAAGAAGAAGAAAGAGGAAGGAGAAGGAGAAGAAGAGGAAGAAGCAGAGGAGGAACAAGAGAAGAGAGCUUUGGAUAGUCCCAAUAGAAACAUAGAGUUUUUUGGGUUUCAAGUUGAAAAAGAUGGAGAUGAAGAUGCAGACAAGUGAAGAAGAGACAACGGUAGGAUCAUUGUCUAAUGGUUCAUGUGUUUUUUUUUUUUUUGCAUUAAGGUUGCCUUUUAUUCUGUUUUGUUUGUUCGGUCAAAAUGUUAUAAUUUACGAUCGUUACAAUCAUAUAAUAUAAGGUUUAUCC
Messenger RNA from Eruca vesicaria subsp. sativa (arugula), 1723 nucleotides. The record is from the annotation of a GenBank genome assembly. Lineage: Eukaryota; Viridiplantae; Streptophyta; Magnoliopsida; Brassicales; Brassicaceae.